AUAAGGAUUUUGGUCCAACAGGUUUUAAAAAAAAAUGGCGGUUGCGGGAAUCGGCAAAGUGGCGCUCGGUUCCAUCGCAUUUGGCGUGUUCUGGAUCAUGGCCGUCUUCCCCGCCGUUCCAUUCCUCCCCAUCGGCCGCACGGCAGGCUCUCUCCUCGGCGCCCUCCUCAUGAUCAUUUUUCAGGUGCUAACACCUUCGCAAGCCUACGGAGCCAUCGACCUCCCCAUCCUCUGCCUUCUAUUCGGCACAAUGGUCGUCUCCAUCUACCUCGAAAAAGCUCACAUGUUCCGCUACCUCGGCCGUCUGCUCUCCUGGAAGUCCCUCGGCGGCCACGACCUCCUCAUACGCGUCUGCCUCAUCUCCGCCUUUGCCAGCGCCCUUUUCACCAAUGACACCACCUGCAUUGUUCUCACCGAAUUCGUCCUCAAAUUCACGAAGCAGCAUGACCUCCCCCCCUUAUGUCGCCGUCUCUGGUUUUCGCCUGCGUUGAUGUCGCAUAAUUCGGGGAUGGGGAUGGCGGAGGCUGGGCCGGUGAAAGAGAUGUCGCACGAAUCGGCACCGGAGGUGGCGGGGGAUGGAGAAGGAGGGUCGCAUAGGUUUUCGCCUGCGUUGAUGUCGCAUAAUUCGGGGAUGGGGAUAGUGGAGGCUGGGCCGCUGAAAGAGGUGAUUGAUGAGGAGAAGGAGAGGAAGGGGAGGAGGAGAGGCAUGUGUUUGAAGGGAGGUGUUUAUUUGGUGACGGCGGGGAUGUUGGCGGCAUUAUUAUCGGGAUUAGAUAUGUCCUGGACUGCGCUGACGGCUGCUAUUUUGCUCUUAGUCAUUGAUUUUAGAGAUGCCGGACCUUGCUUUGACAAGGUGUCUUAUUCGUUGCUUAUAUUCUUCUGUGGGAUGUUCAUCACUGUUGAUGGGUUCAACAAAACUGGGAUACCAAGUGCAUUUUGGGGACUAAUGGAACCUUUGGCUAGAGUUAAUCGAGCUAGUGGAGUCGCUGUGCUCUCCAUUGUCAUUCUUCUCCUCUCAAAUUUUGCUUCCAAUGUUCCCACAGUUCUCUUGUUGGGGGCUGAAGUGGCCAAAUCAGCUGCAGCAGUUUCUGCAUCAGAUGUAGACAAGGCAUGGCUCAUACUUGCUUGGGUCAGCACUGUAGCAGGAAAUCUAUCGCUGCUGGGCUCGGCUGCCAAUCUAAUCGUAUGCGAGCAGGCGCGCCGAUCCGAGCUGCAUGGAUACAAUCUCACAUUUUGGAAGCAUAUUUGUUUCGGUCUCCCAUCAACGCUGAUCGUCACCGCCAUUGGCCUUCCUCUCAUUCGAGGAUAG
This is a messenger RNA of Phalaenopsis equestris, 1309 nucleotides long. RefSeq names its product putative transporter arsB. Lineage: Eukaryota; Viridiplantae; Streptophyta; Magnoliopsida; Asparagales; Orchidaceae. Gene Ontology annotation, cellular component: membrane. The transcript is spliced from 7 exons. The record is from RefSeq and is a predicted model, not a curated record. The coding region runs from base 35 to 1309 and encodes 424 amino acids. Gene Ontology annotation, molecular function: arsenite transmembrane transporter activity. Gene Ontology annotation, biological process: transmembrane transport; arsenite transport.